This is a messenger RNA of Contarinia nasturtii (swede midge), 1392 nucleotides long. Its product is annotated as zinc finger protein 135-like. Bases 156 to 1298 code for a protein of 380 amino acids. Gene Ontology annotation, molecular function: RNA polymerase II cis-regulatory region sequence-specific DNA binding; DNA-binding transcription factor activity. Lineage: Eukaryota; Metazoa; Arthropoda; Insecta; Diptera; Cecidomyiidae. The transcript is spliced from 2 exons. Gene Ontology annotation, biological process: regulation of transcription by RNA polymerase II. The record is from RefSeq and is a predicted model, not a curated record.
AACAAACGAAAUAAUAUUUUUAUUCAUUCACUCCGCCAUAUUGGUUGAGCACACAACAAGAAUUUCACAAAUUAAUUUUGCGUUGAAAACAUAGAUUGAACUUGAAUUUUGUGUUGCCAUUGAAAUUAUUUCGAGUACGUGAAUUAUUUGUCGCAAUGCAUGUUCGUCGAGACAGACAACCACCCGAUAAAAACUGGCCGAAGAAAAUGCCAUCAGAAGCAAGUAAAUUGCUAUUAACUGAAGCCGAAAUAAAAGCAGAGCCAACGAUCAAAGAAGAACCAGAAGAUGCAGGUAACAAAAUCGUGGUGCCGACAUCAGAAUUGGCCGACAACAGACCCCGCAAUGCAAUUGGCGCUGACCAAAUCGACCAGAUAAUCGAUUUUGAUGGUGUUGAGGUUAAACCAGAGGUGAAAACGGAAAAUAACGAAAAGAAAUCUGAAGAUGGUUCUAGUGGUCACCAGCAAAGUGGUGCGCCAAAGCGAUCAGUGGAUAAGGAUGAACAAAAGGCGACUACAUCUAAGGGUAAAGCAACCACAGGCAACGAUGGCUGCAAAGGCAAAAGGUACAAUGACAAAAAGGACCAAGCUGCCGCGAAGCCGAUUGGGAAAAAGCACGAAUGUCCUAUGUGCGAGUAUUCUUCUUCGACAAAAUCCAAUUUGAAAAGACAUAUUGUCACACAUACUGGUGAGAAGCCGUUCUCAUGCACCUUGUGUCCAAAACGAUUCAAUAGAAAACAUCGUCUUCAAUAUCACAUGAAAACGCACGUCAACGAAUUUCUGUUCAGUUGUUCAAAUUGUUUGCAAGGAUUCUCCACCAGCAAUGAACAGAUGGAACACGAAGCCGAUUGCAAAGUUAAACGUUACGAGUGUUUUUCAUGCAAGAAAUACUCUACUCUGCACAAACACUGUUUGAAGCGGCAUAUGCAAAUGCACAAUGAUGAAAGACUAUUCCAAUGCAAUGAUUGCUCGAAGGAAUUCAAAUGGGCCGAGAGUUUGAAACGGCACACCAUGCGAAUUCACAUCAACCCACGACCAUUGAAAUUCAAAUGUUCAAUUUUCUUCAGAAACUUCAAUCAACAAGCGGAAAGGGGUGAUCAUGAAGGACAUUGCAAGCGACGUGGUUAUCAAUGUCAUGUGUGCCAGCAGUUUAAAAGUAAUGACCUCUCAUCGCUAAGAAUACACUUGCGAACUCACACUGGCGUUAAGCCAUUCCAAUGCGGAUACUGCUCAAAAUGCUUUACUCAACAAGCACAUUACAAUGUCCAUAUGAAAAUUCCACAAGUAAUUAUCAACGGAUAGUAUAAACCAUACUACACUAGCAUCAAGACUCAACAAGACAAGAUACAUUGAAUUCGACUUCUGUUAUCAAACUUCAAUAAAUAGUCAAACAAAA